Molecule: messenger RNA, 762 nt
Organism: Aureobasidium melanogenum CBS 110374
Lineage: Eukaryota; Fungi; Ascomycota; Dothideomycetes; Dothideales; Saccotheciaceae
Exons: 1
Coding region: 1-762 (253 amino acids)
Source: RefSeq, a predicted model, not a curated record
AUGUCAUGCCAUUCGGACGAUUUCUCACUCUCCUCAAUUUCCGGGCCAGAUUCAGAUGUCAGUGUUUACGAUGCGGAUCCUAGCUACUAUCCCUUGCAACCCGUCUUCGUCCGCGCUCUUGAAAAAUGGAAACAACAAAGUGUCUCCUUCGUCAGUCUUCCACCAGAAGUCAGGAACCGAAUAUAUCAACUGGCAUGCGAAAACAGACAUACAACCAGCGAUCGUCCCAUACGCUUCGAUGCAUACCAUCGCUGGAUGUUUCCCUGCUGGGAGAGAGGAGGUCUGAUGUAUUACUGCAAGCAGGUGAGACGCGAGUUCAUGCCACUUUUCAUCGCUUCGAUCUUCUUCCCUCUGCACCUUGGAUAUCAUGAGGGAACGACUGGUCUCGAGCUUGUGACCUGGCUGAAGGAAGCCGGUCCUGUUCUAACUUCGCAUGUUCGUCGGCUGCAAGUCAACUUUGGCGUGAACUGGUCGGACAAUUCUCGCACCGUCUUCGCUCCUUCGUCCUCUAAACUUACCACUCCUGUGUAUGAUAUUGCUGGCCUACUCAUUGACGUAUCGCAAGAAGGCCACCUCGAGAUAUCACAGAUGUACGACACAAAGUUCGACGAACGAGUCCUUCCCGACAUACAGGACAAAGUCGGACGAAGUCUCAAAGUCGGGUCAACCGGCCUGAUGGGCUUCGUUGAGUUCAAGAUCGUGUAUGAAGUGCUGCAGCAGUAUCAUCCUGGCUUCGUUUAUGCCGUUCGGCAAGGUUACUGA